AUGCUGGCACGAAGCUUGCAGCAGCAUGCGGAGAACCGUGCAAGGCAGGCACAGUGGGAGGCAAGCCUUUGGCAUGCCAAGGUCACUGAUCUUGGCCCCUGCGUUGGCGACCGAGCAUACGUAGCAGCAUCUAUGCAGCGACACACUCACUCCAAACCGCAUCAAGUCCCGCCUGCGCAGCGUGACCGAGCCAUGUUGCGACCUGCUGAGACCUACGCCUCGGCUACAGGUCGGAGCAAGAGCAGAACAAAGAAGAAACUUUACUUCACGGCUACGCCGACAGAUCCCGUGCGAGAUAGUUCUCCUCAUCGAGACCCGAAGCUUUCUCACCGGCGAGCUGAGAUGAAAAGCUGCACAAGGGCAAGCAACUUGUUAAGACGCUUGUCGGAGGCGUUUCAGGUGAAAGAAGUGGAUGGUAGUGUGAUUGGUGCUGCUAUGCAAACUUGCGGCCACAGGCGUUGGUGGGAAGCCCUCAUGCAGGUGUAUGACGAGGCAGUUCAUCAUAACAUUCAGCUUGAUCGGAUUCAGAGAAGCAUCUUCAUCAACGCCAUGGCUGCUUGCUUGCAGCGCUCUCAGUGCAGUGACUUGGAGCUUUCUGCGCGCAAGGAUCGAGCUUUGCGUCUGAGCAAGCAUGUUUGGAAUCAUAUGUCUUUCCCAUCCAAAGAGCUGGACUUCCUCUGCGCGUUGGGUGCUGCUUGGAGGGUGUGUGCUGAAAUCGGUGAGCAGGCCUUGCCAUGGGCGGAAGAGCUGCUGAACUGUUGCAAUGCGCAGAAGAAGUACAAUGCUACUGCCAUACAAUACUCACCUCUUUGGUCAUUGUUCGAGCGAUGCAAGCACAAGGCCCGAGUGGAAGAGCUGCUGCAGGAGUUUGUUCGGAGACCGGGUUGCUCUCUUACCGAAGUCACCCUCGGCAGUCUUAUCAAUGCUGCCGGGGAUGACUGGAGACGAGUUGAAAGGAUUUGGGACCUCCUGGUAAACAAAUAUCACGUUGAACCGAACAUGCUUUGCUUCACAGCCAGGAGCAAAGCACACUUCCUAGCCGGGAGACCAGCAGCUGCUGCAAACAGUUUGGAGGGCACUCAAGUGGAUGAUGGCCCGCGCGCAGUGGCGAUGCACCUUCAAGCACGGCUAGUCGUUUGCCACGCUGAGCUGACCAAAGAAAGCAAGAGAAAGCUGAUAAAAUGUUUGACUGAUGCCGAGACAGUGGAUACGAGCGAAGACAGCAGACAGAUAAAAUCGGAACUGGCGCAGCUAAUCGAACUAUCGCGUAAACUGCUGAGAGAACCUUCUUGUUUGCGCUUGCCCGACUUGCUCGUCAUGCAUUUUGCCCGAAAUGGUCGAAUGGGUGAGUGGCCUCGGCACAAAGCUGGCUCCAAGUACCUUCCGAAUGACGACUGCUGA
Molecule: messenger RNA, 1401 nt
Organism: Symbiodinium natans
Lineage: Eukaryota; Dinophyceae; Suessiales; Symbiodiniaceae
Source: the annotation of a GenBank genome assembly